AUGGCGGACGCAACGGCAAGUAGCCGUGGAGGCCUCCGCCGUAUAAAGGAAGAAGACAUCCAGGCUAUAGAAGAUCGCUUGCUGCGGCUCGAACGGCGCGUGAAGAAGGACCAUGAAGAAAGUGCACAGUACGCUGCCCGCGCCAACGCGGAAAAGCACGUCAAGAAGAAAUCACUUUAUGAGCAAGAGCACGAAAUCGUCGACGAAUACAAAGGCAAUGACGUACAGGGCGAAGGUCAACACAACAGCAACAGGCACUUUUCCCUUCCAAGCACCGACGUCUUCGUCGUGGCCACCGUGUUUGGACUGGUGCUGAUGGCGGCACUGUAUCUUAUUCGCAAAGUUCGCAGACAGCGCACGCGUAGUUACCAAAGCAUUGAUUAA
Messenger RNA from Aphanomyces invadans, 384 nucleotides. RefSeq lists its product as hypothetical. The record is from RefSeq and is a predicted model, not a curated record. Bases 1 to 384 code for a protein of 127 amino acids. The transcript is spliced from 2 exons. NCBI's taxonomy places the organism in Eukaryota, Oomycota, Saprolegniomycetes, Saprolegniales, Verrucalvaceae.